CGAAUAAGUACGCCUGGCGUCACUCACCGCCUCGAUCAAACGGUUGACAACGACCAAGACCUCGAGAAAUUACAAAGAAAAAGAUGGAGAGAGAAAGAGAGAGUAACAGGCAACAACCCAUAAUAUACAUGCCAGAGUCCAUUGAUCGAGAAAAGAGAGUUGAAACAUAUUCUGAGUUGAAGAUUUCCGUCAACGGAAAAAUGGAGAAGGAGAAGAAGAGGAAGAGGGUUACGGAGGUUGGAGAGGUAGACGGCGGCAGUGGGCGGAUGAAGAAGGAGAAAGUAGAGAGAGAGAAGGCGAAGGCAGCACCGUCGGAGGAGGAGGUGGAUGAGUUCUUUGAGAUUCUACGGAGGAUGCAGGUGGCAGUCAAGUACUUCGAGAAGAGUAGUGACGGUGACGGUAACGCUAACGCUAACGAUAAAGCUAACGGAGACGGUCGGAGGUUGACGGAUUUGCUAGGGACGGAAGUCGACGACGUGACAGCUAACGAGAAGGGCCUUAACCAGAGGUUAGUUAAGGGCGUUUUGGACCUGAACGCCGUGCCGGCCGAGAGCAACAGCUUUUAAGGUAAGCUUGUUUAUAAUGCGCAUAAGGUGCACGUUAGAGAUGGAUCAUGUACAGUAUUCGUUUGCAUUUAUUAGAGUAUUCUAACGUAAGCCGAGAGGAAUAAUCUAUGUUUUCUUUUUCUUUUUUCAUAUGAAGUGAUAGUUUCUUUGUAAUGGGAAUGCUUUUACCUUGGUGAAAAUUAAGGAUGUAAUUUUAUGUUAUUUUCAACUAUUAAUGCACAAGAUUGAUAUGAUUAAAUAGCUAUGGAUUAAUAUUUUAUUUCAAGUUCGAAUAUUUUUAUUUUGUU
Messenger RNA from Ilex paraguariensis (yerba mate), 853 nucleotides. The record is from the annotation of a GenBank genome assembly. NCBI's taxonomy places the organism in Eukaryota, Viridiplantae, Streptophyta, Magnoliopsida, Aquifoliales, Aquifoliaceae.